This is a messenger RNA of Chara braunii, 2050 nucleotides long. The record is from the annotation of a GenBank genome assembly. NCBI's taxonomy places the organism in Eukaryota, Viridiplantae, Streptophyta, Charophyceae, Charales, Characeae.
CGACUGAGCAAGGUGGCUUACUACCGGUAGGUGGCCUUUGACGCCACGGAGGGGGAGAGCUGAAGCGAAAAGGAGAGCAAGCUUCGAACACGGGAGUGUUAAACGACAGAGCGUGCGAGACAUUCAGGUGUAAGCAUGGCGUCGGCAAGCGGCUCACUAGGCGAGCAAGAGGAUCCUAAGGACGUUGGAGGAGGAGAGGAGCAGAAGCUUCCCGAGUUGAAGUUAGAUGCACGUCAAGCGCAAGGAUUUAUCAGCUUCUUCAACAAACUCCCUCCGGGUCCAGAGAUCGUACGCUUUUUUGACAGAAGGGACUAUUUUACGGUACAUGGCGACAAUGCAACGCUGGUUGCACGGACCUACUAUAAGACAAUGACCUGUCUUCGGCAGCUUGGGAAUCCUCCAGAUACCUUGAUGGGAGUAAGUGUGAGCCGUAGCAUGUUCGAGACGAUUAUUCGGGACCUCCUUCUUCAGAGGACAGAUCACAUCGUUGAGGUUUACGAAGGGUCCGGUUCAAACUGGCGGUUAGUGAAGACGGGAACUCCAGGCAACCUCCGAAGUUUUGAAGAUGUCCUCUUUAGCAGCAAUGAAAUGGAAGAUACACCGGUCUUGAUGGCUCUGUACCCUACGAUGGAGAGGGAUGAGAUCUUGCUAGGAGUGGCGUUUGAAAUGCUAUCCAAUGACUCAGCGUAUGGCAAAUAUACACUUCAGCAAUACAAACUUGACACAUAUAUGCGCCUCGAUGCAGCGGCUUUACAAGCCCUUAAUGUCUUUGAGAGCAGGAUGGAUCUGAACAAGAAUUUCAGUGUAGCAGGGUUGAUGAACAGAACUUGCACUGCGGGUAUGGGGAAACGGUUACUGAACCGUUGGCUCAAGCAGCCUCUACUGGAUAUUGAUGAGAUAAAUCAACGACUUGACAUUGUUCAGACGUUUGUGGAGAGGGUGGAUCUUCGUCAGGACGUGCAAAAGCAACUAAAAAGGAUCCCCGACUUGGAACGCCUAUUACGGAAGGUAGAGAGACGGAAAGCGACUCUUUUCGACAUAGUCAAGCUAUUUCAGGUGAGCAUGAGGCUACCAUUUAUAAAAGAGGCGCUGGCCCAGUAUGACGGGGAAUCUGCAUCUGUACUCAAAGAGAAGUACAUAAAUGACAUGGAGGAGUGGACGGGUCCGGAUCAUCUCGGCAAAUUUGAUGGGCUGGUCGAAGCGGCCAUAGACUUGGAUCACGUCAAUGAGGGGGAAUAUGUGAUAGACCCUGAGUAUGACCCAGCCUUAGGUGAGUUACGAGCAGAGCGAAACAAGGUGGAGGAGCAGAUAACAAAAGUCUACAAGCAGGCCAUUUCUGACCUGGAUUUGACAGACAAGACUUUGAAGCUGGAUAAGGCAGCACAGCUUGGACAUGUCUUCCGCAUAACAAAGAAGGAAGAACCACGUGUCAGGAAAAAGCUCAAUAUGCAAUACGUCACUCUGGAAACACGAAAGGAUGGCAUCAAGUUCACCAAUGCGAAUCUUCGCAAGCUAAGUGAGCAGUUUCAGAAAUUGACCGAUGAGUAUGAAGACAGACAGAGAGAGCUUGUAGAGAAGGUCGUUGAGGUUGCGGCAACGUUUUUAGAGAUUUUUGAAGGAGUUGCAAAUCUGCUGGCGGAAUUAGAUGUUCUCUUGGGCUUUGCAGAUCUUUCGGUCAGCGCUCCCACUGUCUACGUUCGGCCGUCUAUCACAUCCUCCAGCGAAGGGGAUAUUAUUCUCGAAGGUUCCCGGCAUCCUUGCGUGGAAGUGCAGGAAGAUGUGUCCUUCAUCCCAAACGACUGCCGACUGGUUAGAGGAAAAAGUUGGUUUCAAAUUAUUACUGGACCAAACAUGGGCGGGAAAUCGACUUUUAUCCGUCAGGUCGGCGUCGUCGUGCUCAUGGCUCAAGUUGGAUGCUUUGUGCCUUGCGAUCGCGCAGAGAUAAGCGUCAGAGACUCCAUCUUUGCCCGUGUUGGUGCCGGCGAUUGCCAGGUAUGAUUUUGUUUUGCUGCAGUUGAAUGAGUGCGAGUAAUGAAAAGUAAUGUUUUUU